UCAUGUGACCAGCUCAGUCAAAACAAAGAUGGCGGCCGUGUUAGUCCCGUUGGUGGUUCUGUGUUCAGUUCUCAGUCCGGGUUCUUGUUGGUUCGGCAGAGGAGACUCAGAGCGACGACAGUUGUUCGUCCAGUUAAACCCUGGCUCGCCCUCUCCGCCUGCUGGUGGUGACCUUCUGCACGUCAGAGCCGUGGGAGACAACGACACGCUUCACUUCCUGUUCUGCAGCCAGGGGGCGCCGACGCUGCUCCUGGUCCACACCAACACUUCUUCUUCUAAUGUCACGGUUGACUGGCCUCAGUUUGAAGCUCGAAAUGUUAGCGGUAGCCUGAAGGUGGAGCCGGAGAGCAGUGUCCUCUACAGCACUGCCAUCGUCUUCAGCAGAUUGUUGGAGUACAAUGACGUCAACGACACGGCUGAUGUGACCUCUGACCUUUUCCCGCCCUACAACCUCCAAGACUUCCUGUGGUCUCAUUUCAACCUCUCAGGCGUGGCGUCUCACCCGUCAGGAGUCAGCGCUCUGCUCUGCAGCGCCACUGUGACCUUUGGCAGCGGCCAACUCUGCCUUCAACUGUCAGUGUUUGAGUCAGAGGGGCGUGUUGAGACAUGGCCCCGCCUCUUCCACACGGCUAAUUCCUCCCAGAUAGGGGUGUGGUUAGAUGGCGUGCUGCCACGAGGGGGGCAUUCCAGGUUCAUGUUGGAGAUGGAGGCAGUGGGCGGAGCUUAUCCUCUGAGCAGAGUGGAAGUUCAGAGGUCAAUCGAUGACGAGUUCACGCCGUCAAUAUUCAAGGUGUCCCACUGGGUGGCGGUGGAGAAUGGUUCCUGUGACGUUCUUGGUUUCGUUCUUUGGAAGCCGGUGGCGUACCGUCGUCUUGACCCAGCUCUGGAGGAUGCCACGCCGUGCCGACACUCGGAGCCUCGGCGCCACAGUGGCGAGGAGACAGCGGCAUUGUCAGGGUUGGUCCGAGCGUUCUUCAGAGAACCACAGAGUUUUGGACUAAAUGUGAGCUUCGGCAUCGCUGGAGAACCGUUCUACAACAGCACCCGCUUCCUCCGCUGGACAGCAUUGGUUGGCGUGGGCCCGCCCCACUCGGACUCCUUUUCCCCAUUGGUCAUCAGCGUGUUGGCAGUCGGUCUGGGAACACCGCUGGUCCUCCUUCUGAUGGGCGGAGUCUUUGUCUGCAUCAGGAAGAGGGCGGGGCCUUCUACGUUGGCAUAUGAGCCAAUCAACUAAAGAAGGGGGCGUGGCCAAAGGAAAUUUAGACUUUUUCAAAGACUGAAUCAGAAUCCAGAGUUUUAACACUUUUUUACAGGUCAACGAUGUCAUCGUUUAUUUUAAGUCUGAUUUUAAGGUUGAUUAAAUCCAUUUUAAACA
Messenger RNA from Cheilinus undulatus (humphead wrasse), 1375 nucleotides. RefSeq names its product glycosylated lysosomal membrane protein. Gene Ontology annotation, cellular component: lysosome. The record is from RefSeq and is a predicted model, not a curated record. Lineage: Eukaryota; Metazoa; Chordata; Actinopteri; Labriformes; Labridae. The transcript is spliced from 7 exons. Bases 29 to 1234 code for a protein of 401 amino acids.